AUGCACAUGGGUGCACCCAGGCUGCGGGUGGGCCUGGCCCUGUGCCCGGAGCUCCCCUGGGCAGGCCUCCUGCUGCUGCCCGAAAUUCCACAGUUCCCAGUUCAUUUCUUCAGGCCACAGAUAACUGGAACCACAUCCAACGGAAAUCUGUGCACGUGUGCACCAAAAGAUAUGCACGAGGCUGUUUAUUCUACCACAGUUUGCCAAAAGCAAACCAUUGGAAACAACCCAAAUCCUCGUAAGGAGAAAGUAGAUUUUCCAAGUCACAGUCUAGACGUCCAAUGGCACGACGGCACUUCAGCAGUGAGGAAGAACGCAGAGAGCUACGUGCGUCAACGCGGACCGUCUCAAAACAACGUUGGGCACAAAAGCAUGUUGCAGAAGGAUGUGGACAGCUUGGUAGCAUUUAUAUAA
Messenger RNA from Rangifer tarandus platyrhynchus (Svalbard reindeer), 414 nucleotides. The record is from the annotation of a GenBank genome assembly. Lineage: Eukaryota; Metazoa; Chordata; Mammalia; Artiodactyla; Cervidae.